Molecule: messenger RNA, 30192 nt
Organism: Mesoplodon densirostris (Blainville's beaked whale)
Lineage: Eukaryota; Metazoa; Chordata; Mammalia; Artiodactyla; Ziphiidae
Source: RefSeq, a predicted model, not a curated record
AUGGUCACUGAAUUAUCCUCUAAGCCCACAGGCUUCACUUUCCCAGGGCUCGCAUCCCCGGGUGAUCAAGUUGAAACUCAGCUAAACCAGCAGCUCUGGUCCCUCAUCCCCAACAAUGACGUGCAAAGGCUCAUUUCUCAUGUUAUCCAGACUUUGAAAAUAGACUGCUCGGACACCCACGUGCAGCUGGCCUGUGCCAACCUCAUCUCUAGAACAGGCCUCCUGAUGAAGCUUCUCAGCAAGCAGCAAGAAGUAAAUGUGUCCAAAGCGGAAUGGGAUAUGGACCAGUGGAAAGCUGACAACUCUAUCAGUGAGAGCACAGAAGCCCAGAGUGAGCAGAAAGAGCAGGAGUCAAACUGUACCCUCUACAUCUCAGGUGGCAUAUGGCCUUUGGCAUUUUUAGAAUUUCUAAAUCUUGGUUGCAAUUUACUCACAGAACUGAGCUUUGGAACGUUUCAGGCCUGGCAUGGAAUGCAGUUUUUACACAAGUUAAUUCUCAAUCGUAAUCCUUUGCCAACAGUUGAAGAUUCUGGUCUUUUUAAAGUGCCAGCAUUAAACUCUUUAGACAUGGGAACAGCACAAGUGUCACUUACCGCAAUGGAAAGCAUCCUCAUGAUGACCCUUGAAUUGGAAACACUGAUCUUACCCAGCCGUAGGGCCUGCUGCCUCUGCCAAUUUAAAAAUACUAUUGAGGUUGUCUGUGAGACAGUCAAGCUGCGUUGUGACAGUGAACGCCUGAGGGACGUCACACGUUGUGAUGAAGAAACAUCUAUAGAGAAUGCAGGAGGAUCGUUGAUGAAGGUGUUACAAGCCCAGAAGAAGAACAACAGCACCGAGCUGACUAUUGAGUCAGACAGGAUGUCCUCACCUAACAGUGCUGUCAGCUUGUCAGGCUUCAUGAAUGAGCAGCUGGACUUUAAUAAUAAAAGUGAUAUUAUCAGUACACUAAAUUACAUACUGCCUUAUAUCUCAGAGGGAAAUCUAGGAGAUGUGGAAUCAACAUUAUUACCAUUCAUUCAACUUCUUUUUUCAAAUACACAAGAUGGACAUAUGCCGCUGGGCCUUUUGAAAAACAAUACAAGGAGCCCUUCUGUUAAACCUGUACCCAACAAUUCAACUAAAAAAAACAAAUUGAGGGAACUCCAUUCUGUGGAAAAUUUGUUAGAUGCAGAAACUCAAGAAAAAAUUGAUGAGGUUAAAAAGGAAGAAAAACCUGCCACGUGUACGCGUUGCAACCUUUUAAGUGCCAUGUUUACACGCUACAUCUUUCAAAAGAAAUUAGAAACUGCCCAACCAAGACAGACAGACAGCCUAGCAAAGAUUGAGAGUACAGAGGAAAAGCUGGUGAGAGUGAACAAGGUCCUAAGGGGCAUACAGAAAAUGCACCUCAAAGCAGUGGGAGAUGAGAGCGUCAGGAGGAAACAGAAUGCCCAGCCAUCUGUGGCGAACACUGCCAAAGAAUGAAAGCUCAGGAGGCCAUCCCCAAGAAAGCUGAAACAGCUCCUCAUGGUGCAGAGGCCCAGGAAGCUGGUGGGAAAGUCCUCCGAUGCAGAGUCUUCAUUCAUAAAGGAACACAAGGCCGCAGGCUCCUCUCCCCUCAAACCGUACUUCAAGGGCAGGCCUUGUGCCUCCAUCCCGCCAAAAUCCCCAUCUGAGGUUAAAAGCAAAUCAAAAGACUUAUCCAACGCUAUUCAUGUUUUCGAAGAUGCAAAGGCAAGAGUUAGAAAUAUUAAGGACUUCGAAUUAAUCUCACAUUCUGGAAAAAAAUACAUCUUCCAUAAAAUUAGGUCUCAUCGGGUCCACAGAAAACCCAAAAAAAAAGGGAGUCGAAAGUUCAGAAAGAAAAGUUCACUUGAUAGAGUGAUGCUUGCAAGCCCUCCGUUCUCUGUCGUGAGGAGUCUCAUAAAUUCCCCUCCACGAGAGGCUGUUUCAUCUUCAGGAGAAGUGACUUCUCAGGAAAAUCCUUUUCCAGAAUUAUUUUCUCUUUCAGACCCUUCUGCAGAAAACACUACUUCAGAAAACAAUACUGCACAAAAUGUUUCUGAAGCAAUUAUUUCUACAGGAAACGCUACUCUGCCAGGAGGAACCGGCCCUGGAAACACUAGCCAUAGGAACGUCUCCACUGCACAUUCUACUGUCGCUGCAGACAACAGUAUGCCAGCUGUUCAACACAGCAACAAAACACAAUGGGAGCACCACAACAUGGUCACUGAAUUAUCCUCUAAGCCCACAGGCUUCACUUUCCCAGGGCUCGCAUCCCCGGGUGAUCAAGUUGAAACUCAGCUAAACCAGCAGCUCUGGUCCCUCAUCCCCAACAAUGACGUGCAAAGGCUCAUUUCUCAUGUUAUCCAGACUUUGAAAAUAGACUGCUCGGACACCCACGUGCAGCUGGCCUGUGCCAACCUCAUCUCUAGAACAGGCCUCCUGAUGAAGCUUCUCAGCAAGCAGCAAGAAGUAAAUGUAUCCAAAGCGGAAUGGGAUAUGGACCAGUGGAAAGCUGACAACUCUAUCAGUGAGAGCACAGAAGCCCAGAGUGAGCAGAAAGAGCAGGAGUCAAGUGAGCUCACAAAAGAAGUUCCAGGUUAUGACUAUAACAACAAACUCAUCUUGGCAGUAUCUGUACCUGUAGUAGUGACGAUUUGUGUUAGAAUUCUCUGUCUCAUUGAGAUUUCUUCUCCUAGAAUUGCAAAAGAGGAAGAUAGAAAAAGAAGCAGAAGGAGGGCUUUUUCGGGAGAAGGCGGCCACUUUGGCUUAGGGGUAUGUAUAGGCCUCUCAGCGCCACACGCAAGGAACACAUGACCCAAAAGCUACACGACAGGGAGUCUUCUGCUGAGGAUGAGAUAUUUCUGCAUCCCAGCAGAGGCCCAGGCUCAGCAUGCAGAGCCCACUGUGGAGGUAGAACCACCUCCACUUCCGCAGGAGGCUCCAUCUCAGCCUUCAGAGGCCCCUGAGGAACUAGAAACUUCAAGUCCUCAGGAGGCCCUCGCCCGGCCUUUGGAGACACUUAAGGAGGUCACUAAAGAGGUUGAACCUUCUCCAGUCCAGCAGAAGACCCCACCUCAGCCUCCAGAGCUCCUUAAGGAAGUUGUAGCUCAGUCUCCAUUGUAUCCCGAGGUGACAGUUCCAGCACAGAGCAGGAUCAUGCUGAGCAUCCAACAUCCCCCAGGAUCAAGAGCAGUGGUUCUCAACCAGGGUGAGUUUGCACACAGAAAUCUUGGUUGCAAUUUACUCACAGAACUGAGCUUUGGAACGUUUCAGGCCUGGCAUGGAAUGCAGUUUUUACACAAGUUAAUUCUCAAUCGUAAUCCUUUGCCAACAGUUGAAGAUUCUGGUCUUUUUAAAGUGCCAGCAUUAAACUCUUUAGACAUGGGAACAGCACAAGUGUCACUUACCGCAAUGGAAAGCAUCCUCAUGAUGACCCUUGAAUUGGAAACACUGAUCUUACCCAGCCGUAGGGCCUGCUGCCUCUGCCAAUUUAAAAAUACUAUUGAGGUUGUCUGUGAGACAGUCAAGCUGCGUUGUGACAGUGAACGCCUGAGGGACGUCACACGUUGUGAUGAAGAAACAUCUAUAGAGAAUGCAGGAGGAUCGUUGAUGAAGGUGUUACAAGCCCAGAAGGAGAACAACAGCACCGAGCUGACUAUUGAGUCAGACAGGAUGUCCUCACCUAACAGUGCUGUCAGCUUGUCAGGCUUCAUGAAUGAGCAGCUGGACUUUAAUAAUAAAAGUGAUAUUAUCAGUACACUAAAUUACAUACUGCCUUAUAUCUCAGAGGGAAAUCUAGGAGAUGUGGAAUCAACAUUAUUACCAUUCAUUCAACUUCUUUUUUCAAAUACACAAGAUGGACAUAUGCCGCUGGGCCUUUUGAAAAACAAUACAAGGAGCCCUUCUGUUAAACCUGUACCCAACAAUUCAACUAAAAAAAACAAAUUGAGGGAACUCCAUUUUGUGGAAAAUUUGUUAGAUGCAGAAACUCAAGAAAAAAUUGAUGAGGUUAAAAAGGAAGAAAAACCUGCCACGUGUACGCGUUGCAACCUUUUAAGUGCCAUGUUUACACGCUACAUCUUUCAAAAGAAAUUAGAAACUGCCCAACCACAGAAAGACAGCCUAGCAAAGAUUGAGAGUACAGAGGAAAAGCUGGUGAGAGUGAACAAGGUCCUAAGGGGCAUACAGAAAAUGCACCUCAAAGCAGUGGGAGAUGAGAGCGUCAGGAGGAAACAGAAUGCCCAGCCAUCUGUGGCGAACACUGCCAAAGAAUGAAAGCUCAGGAGGCCAUCCCCAAGAAAGCUGAAACAGCUCCUCAUGGUGCAGAGGCCCAGGAAGCUGGUGGGAAAGUCCUCCGAUGCAGAGUCUUCAUUCAUAAAGGAACACAAGGCCGCAGGCUCCUCUCCCCUCAAACCGUACUUCAAGGGCAGGCCUUGUGCCUCCAUCCCGCCAAAAUCCCCAUCUGAGGUUAAAAGCAAAUCAAAAGACUUAUCCAACGCUAUUCAUGUUUUCGAAGAUGCAAAGGCAAGGGUUAGAAAUAUUAAGGACUUCGAGUUAAUCUCACAUUCUGGAAAAAAAUACAUCUUCCAUAAAAUUAGGUCUCAUCGGGUCCACAGAAAACCCAAAAAAAAAGGGAGUUGAAAGUUCAGAAAGAAAAGUUCACUUGAUAGAGUGAUGCUUGCAAGCCCUCCGUUCUCUGUCGUGAGGAGUCUCAUAAAUUCCCCUCCACGAGAGGCUGUUUCAUCUUCAGGAGAAGUGACUUCUCAGGAAAAUCCUUUUCCAGAAUUAUUUUCUCUUUCAGACCCUUCUGCAGAAAACACUACUUCAGAAAACAAUACUGCACAAAAUGUUUCUGAAGCAAUUAUUUCUACAGGAAACGCUACUCUGCCAGGAGGAACCAGCCCUGGAAACACUAGCCAUAGGAACGUCUCCACUGCACAUUCUACUGUUGCUGCAGACAACAGUAUGCCAGCUGUUCAACACAGCAACAAAACACAAUGGGAGCACCACAACAUGGUCACUGAAUUAUCCUCUAAGCCCACAGGCUUCACUUUCCCAGGGCUCGCAUCCCCGGGUGAUCAAGUUGAAACUCAGCUAAACGAGCAGCUCUGGUCCCUCAUCCCCAACAAUGACGUGCAAAGGCUCAUUUCUCAUGUUAUCCAGACUUUGAAAAUAGACUGCUCGGACACCCACGUGCAGCUGGCCUGUGCCAACCUCAUCUCUAGAACAGGCCUCCUGAUGAAGCUUCUCAGCAAGCAGCAAGAAGUAAAUGUGUCCAAAGCGGAAUGGGAUAUGGACCAGUGGAAAGCUGACAACUCUAUCAGUGAGAGCACAGAAGCCCAGAGUGAGCAGAAAGAGCAGGAGUCAAGUGAGCUCACAAAAGGAGUUCCAGGUUAUGACUAUAACAACAAACUCAUCUUGGCAGUAUCUGUACCUGUAGUAGUGACGAUUUGUGUUAGAAUUCUCUGUCUCAUUGAGAUUUCUUCUCCUAGAAUUUCAAAAGAGGAAGAUAGAAAAAGAAGCAGAAGGAGGGCUUUUUCGGGAGAAGGCGGCCACUUUGGCUUAGGGGUAUGUAUAGGCCUCUCAGCGCCACACGCAAGGAACACAUGACCCAAAAGCUACACGACAGGGAGUCUUCUGCUGAGGAUGAGAUAUUUCUGCAUCCCAGCAGAGGCCCAGGCUCAGCAUGCAGAGCCCACUGAGGAGGUAGAACCACCUCCACUUCCGCAGGAGGCUCCAUCUCAGCCUUCAGAGGCCCCUGAGGAACUAGAAACUUCAAGUCCUCAGGAGGCCCUCGCCCGGCCUUUGGAGACACUUAAGGAGGUCACUAAAGAGGUUGAACCUUCUCCAGUCCAGCAGAAGACCCCACCUCAGCCUCCAGAGCUCCUUAAGGAAGUUGUAGCUCAGUCUCCAUUGUAUCCCGAGGUGACAGUUCCAGCACAGAGCAGGAUCAUGCUGAGCAUCCAACAUCCCCCAGGAUCAAGAGCAGUGGUUCUCAACCAGGGUGAGUUUGCACACAGAAAUCUUGGUUGCAAUUUACUCACAGAACUGAGCUUUGGAACGUUUCGGGCCUGGCAUGGAAUGCAGUUUUUACACAAGUUAAUUCUCAAUCGUAAUCCUUUGCCAACAGUUGAAGAUUCUGGUCUUUUUAAAGUGCCAGCAUUAAACUCUUUAGACAUGGGAACAGCACAAGUGUCACUUACCGCAAUGGAAAGCAUCCUCAUGAUGACCCUUGAAUUGGAAACACUGAUCUUACCCAGCCGUAGGGCCUGCUGCCUCUGCCAAUUUAAAAAUACUAUUGAGGUUGUCUGUGAGACAGUCAAGCUGCGUUGUGACAGUGAACGCCUGAGGGACGUCACACGUUGUGAUGAAGAAACAUCUAUAGAGAAUGCAGGAGGAUCGUUGAUGAAGGUGUUACAAGCCCAGAAGGAGAACAACAGCACCGAGCUGACUAUUGAGUCAGACAGGAUGUCCUCACCUAACAGUGCUGUCAGCUUGUCAGGCUUCAUGAAUGAGCAGCUGGACUUUAAUAAUAAAAGUGAUAUUAUCAGUACACUAAAUUACAUACUGCCUUAUAUCUCAGAGGGAAAUCUAGGAGAUGUGGAAUCAACAUUAUUACCAUUCAUUCAACUUCUUUUUUCAAAUACACAAGAUGGACAUAUGCCGCUGGGCCUUUUGAAAAACAAUACAAGGAGCCCUUCUGUUAAACCUGUACCCAACAAUUCAACUAAAAAAAACAAAUUGAGGGAACUCCAUUUUGUGGAAAAUUUGUUAGAUGCAGAAACUCAAGAAAAAAUUGAUGAGGUUAAAAAGGAAGAAAAACCUGCCACGUGUACGCGUUGCAACCUUUUAAGUGCCAUGUUUACACGCUACAUCUUUCAAAAGAAAUUAGAAACUGCCCAACCACAGAAAGACAGCCUAGCAAAGAUUGAGAGUACAGAGGAAAAGCUGGUGAGAGUGAACAAGGUCCUAAGGGGCAUACAGAAAAUGCACCUCAAAGCAGUGGGAGAUGAGAGCGUCAGGAGGAAACAGAAUGCCCAGCCAUCUGUGGCGAACACUGCCAAAGAAUGAAAGCUCAGGAGGCCAUCCCCAAGAAAGCUGAAACAGCUCCUCAUGGUGCAGAGGCCCAGGAAGCUGGUGGGAAAGUCCUCCGAUGCAGAGUCUUCAUUCAUAAAGGAACACAAGGCCGCAGGCUCCUCUCCCCUCAAACCGUACUUCAAGGGCAGGCCUUGUGCCUCCAUCCCGCCAAAAUCCCCAUCUGAGGUUAAAAGCAAAUCAAAAGACUUAUCCAACGCUAUUCAUGUUUUCGAAGAUGCAAAGGCAAGGGUUAGAAAUAUUAAGGACUUCGAGUUAAUCUCACAUUCUGGAAAAAAAUACAUCUUCCAUAAAAUUAGGUCUCAUCGGGUCCACAGAAAACCCAAAAAAAAAGGGAGUUGAAAGUUCAGAAAGAAAAGUUCACUUGAUAGAGUGAUGCUUGCAAGCCCUCCGUUCUCUGUCGUGAGGAGUCUCAUAAAUUCCCCUCCACGAGAGGCUGUUUCAUCUUCAGGAGAAGUGACUUCUCAGGAAAAUCCUUUUCCAGAAUUAUUUUCUCUUUCAGACCCUUCUGCAGAAAACACUACUUCAGAAAACAAUACUGCACAAAAUGUUUCUGAAGCAAUUAUUUCUACAGGAAACGCUACUCUGCCAGGAGGAACCAGCCCUGGAAACACUAGCCAUAGGAACGUCUCCACUGCACAUUCUACUGUUGCUGCAGACAACAGUAUGCCAGCUGUUCAACACAGCAACAAAACACAAUGGGAGCACCACAACAUGGUCACUGAAUUAUCCUCUAAGCCCACAGGCUUCACUUUCCCAGGGCUCGCAUCCCCGGGUGAUCAAGUUGAAACUCAGCUAAACGAGCAGCUCUGGUCCCUCAUCCCCAACAAUGACGUGCAAAGGCUCAUUUCUCAUGUUAUCCAGACUUUGAAAAUAGACUGCUCGGACACCCACGUGCAGCUGGCCUGUGCCAACCUCAUCUCUAGAACAGGCCUCCUGAUGAAGCUUCUCAGCAAGCAGCAAGAAGUAAAUGUGUCCAAAGCGGAAUGGGAUAUGGACCAGUGGAAAGCUGACAACUCUAUCAGUGAGAGCACAGAAGCCCAGAGUGAGCAGAAAGAGCAGGAGUCAAGUGAGCUCACAAAAGGAGUUCCAGGUUAUGACUAUAACAACAAACUCAUCUUGGCAGUAUCUGUACCUGUAGUAGUGACGAUUUGUGUUAGAAUUCUCUGUCUCAUUGAGAUUUCUUCUCCUAGAAUUUCAAAAGAGGAAGAUAGAAAAAGAAGCAGAAGGAGGGCUUUUUCGGGAGAAGGCGGCCACUUUGGCUUAGGGGUAUGUAUAGGCCUCUCAGCGCCACACGCAAGGAACACAUGACCCAAAAGCUACACGACAGGGAGUCUUCUGCUGAGGAUGAGAUAUUUCUGCAUCCCAGCAGAGGCCCAGGCUCAGCAUGCAGAGCCCACUGAGGAGGUAGAACCACCUCCACUUCCGCAGGAGGCUCCAUCUCAGCCUUCAGAGGCCCCUGAGGAACUAGAAACUUCAAGUCCUCAGGAGGCCCUCGCCCGGCCUUUGGAGACACUUAAGGAGGUCACUAAAGAGGUUGAACCUUCUCCAGUCCAGCAGAAGACCCCACCUCAGCCUCCAGAGCUCCUUAAGGAAGUUGUAGCUCAGUCUCCAUUGUAUCCCGAGGUGACAGUUCCAGCACAGAGCAGGAUCAUGCUGAGCAUCCAACAUCCCCCAGGAUCAAGAGCAGUGGUUCUCAACCAGGGUGAGUUUGCACACAGAAAUCUUGGUUGCAAUUUACUCACAGAACUGAGCUUUGGAACGUUUCGGGCCUGGCAUGGAAUGCAGUUUUUACACAAGUUAAUUCUCAAUCGUAAUCCUUUGCCAACAGUUGAAGAUUCUGGUCUUUUUAAAGUGCCAGCAUUAAACUCUUUAGACAUGGGAACAGCACAAGUGUCACUUACCACAAUGGAAAGCAUCCUCAUGAUGACCCUUGAAUUGGAAACACUGAUCUUACCCAGCCGUAGGGCCUGCUGCCUCUGCCAAUUUAAAAAUACUAUUGAGGUUGUCUGUGAGACAGUCAAGCUGCGUUGUGACAGUGAACGCCUGAGGGACGUCACACGUUGUGAUGAAGAAACAUCUAUAGAGAAUGCAGGAGGAUCGUUGAUGAAGGUGUUACAAGCCCAGAAGAAGAACAACAGCACCGAGCUGACUAUUGAGUCAGACAGGAUGUCCUCACCUAACAGUGCUGUCAGCUUGUCAGGCUUCAUGAAUGAGCAGCUGGACUUUAAUAAUAAAAGUGAUAUUAUCAGUACACUAAAUUACAUACUGCCUUAUAUCUCAGAGGGAAAUCUAGGAGAUGUGGAAUCAACAUUAUUACCAUUCAUUCAACUUCUUUUUUCAAAUACACAAGAUGGACAUAUGCCGCUGGGCCUUUUGAAAAACAAUACAAGGAGCCCUUCUGUUAAACCUGUACCCAACAAUUCAACUAAAAAAAACAAAUUGAGGGAACUCCAUUUUGUGGAAAAUUUGUUAGAUGCAGAAACUCAAGAAAAAAUUGAUGAGGUUAAAAAGGAAGAAAAACCUGCCACGUGUACGCGUUGCAACCUUUUAAGUGCCAUGUUUACACGCUACAUCUUUCAAAAGAAAUUAGAAACUGCCCAACCACAGAAAGACAGCCUAGCAAAGAUUGAGAGUACAGAGGAAAAGCUGGUGAGAGUGAACAAGGUCCUAAGGGGCAUACAGAAAAUGCACCUCAAAGCAGUGGGAGAUGAGAGCGUCAGGAGGAAACAGAAUGCCCAGCCAUCUGUGGCGAACACUGCCAAAGAAUGAAAGCUCAGGAGGCCAUCCCCAAGAAAGCUGAAACAGCUCCUCAUGGUGCAGAGGCCCAGGAAGCUGGUGGGAAAGUCCUCCGAUGCAGAGUCUUCAUUCAUAAAGGAACACAAGGCCGCAGGCUCCUCUCCCCUCAAACCGUACUUCAAGGGCAGGCCUUGUGCCUCCAUCCCGCCAAAAUCCCCAUCUGAGGUUAAAAGCAAAUCAAAAGACUUAUCCAACGCUAUUCAUGUUUUCGAAGAUGCAAAGGCAAGAGUUAGAAAUAUUAAGGACUUCGAGUUAAUCUCACAUUCUGGAAAAAAAUACAUCUUCCAUAAAAUUAGGUCUCAUCGGGUCCACAGAAAACCCAAAAAAAAAGGGAGUUGAAAGUUCAGAAAGAAAAGUUCACUUGAUAGAGUGAUGCUUGCAAGCCCUCCGUUCUCUGUCGUGAGGAGUCUCAUAAAUUCCCCUCCACGAGAGGCUGUUUCAUCUUCAGGAGAAGUGACUUCUCAGGAAAAUCCUUUUCCAGAAUUAUUUUCUCUUUCAGACCCUUCUGCAGAAAACACUACUUCAGAAAACAAUACUGCACAAAAUGUUUCUGAAGCAAUUAUUUCUACAGGAAACGCUACUCUGCCAGGAGGAACCAGCCCUGGAAACACUAGCCAUAGGAACGUCUCCACUGCACAUUCUACUGUUGCUGCAGACAACAGUAUGCCAGCUGUUCAACACAGCAACAAAACACAAUGGGAGCACCACAACAUGGUCACUGAAUUAUCCUCUAAGCCCACAGGCUUCACUUUCCCAGGGCUCGCAUCCCCGGGUGAUCAAGUUGAAACUCAGCUAAACGAGCAGCUCUGGUCCCUCAUCCCCAACAAUGACGUGCAAAGGCUCAUUUCUCAUGUUAUCCAGACUUUGAAAAUAGACUGCUCGGACACCCACGUGCAGCUGGCCUGUGCCAACCUCAUCUCUAGAACAGGCCUCCUGAUGAAGCUUCUCAGCAAGCAGCAAGAAGUAAAUGUGUCCAAAGCGGAAUGGGAUAUGGACCAGUGGAAAGCUGACAACUCUAUCAGUGAGAGCACAGAAGCCCAGAGUGAGCAGAAAGAGCAGGAGUCAAGUGAGCUCACAAAAGGAGUUCCAGGUUAUGACUAUAACAACAAACUCAUCUUGGCAGUAUCUGUACCUGUAGUAGUGACGAUUUGUGUUAGAAUUCUCUGUCUCAUUGAGAUUUCUUCUCCUAGAAUUUCAAAAGAGGAAGAUAGAAAAAGAAGCAGAAGGAGGGCUUUUUCGGGAGAAGGCGGCCACUUUGGCUUAGGGGUAUGUAUAGGCCUCUCAGCGCCACACGCAAGGAACACAUGACCCAAAAGCUACACGACAGGGAGUCUUCUGCUGAGGAUGAGAUAUUUCUGCAUCCCAGCAGAGGCCCAGGCUCAGCAUGCAGAGCCCACUGAGGAGGUAGAACCACCUCCACUUCCGCAGGAGGCUCCAUCUCAGCCUUCAGAGGCCCCUGAGGAACUAGAAACUUCAAGUCCUCAGGAGGCCCUCGCCCGGCCUUUGGAGACACUUAAGGAGGUCACUAAAGAGGUUGAACCUUCUCCAGUCCAGCAGAAGACCCCACCUCAGCCUCCAGAGCUCCUUAAGGAAGUUGUAGCUCAGUCUCCAUUGUAUCCCGAGGUGACAGUUCCAGCACAGAGCAGGAUCAUGCUGAGCAUCCAACAUCCCCCAGGAUCAAGAGCAGUGGUUCUCAACCAGGGUGAGUUUGCACACAGAAAUCUUGGUUGCAAUUUACUCACAGAACUGAGCUUUGGAACGUUUCGGGCCUGGCAUGGAAUGCAGUUUUUACACAAGUUAAUUCUCAAUCGUAAUCCUUUGCCAACAGUUGAAGAUUCUGGUCUUUUUAAAGUGCCAGCAUUAAACUCUUUAGACAUGGGAACAGCACAAGUGUCACUUACCGCAAUGGAAAGCAUCCUCAUGAUGACCCUUGAAUUGGAAACACUGAUCUUACCCAGCCGUAGGGCCUGCUGCCUCUGCCAAUUUAAAAAUACUAUUGAGGUUGUCUGUGAGACAGUCAAGCUGCGUUGUGACAGUGAACGCCUGAGGGACGUCACACGUUGUGAUGAAGAAACAUCUAUAGAGAAUGCAGGAGGAUCGUUGAUGAAGGUGUUACAAGCCCAGAAGAAGAACAACAGCACCGAGCUGACUAUUGAGUCAGACAGGAUGUCCUCACCUAACAGUGCUGUCAGCUUGUCAGGCUUCAUGAAUGAGCAGCUGGACUUUAAUAAUAAAAGUGAUAUUAUCAGUACACUAAAUUACAUACUGCCUUAUAUCUCAGAGGGAAAUCUAGGAGAUGUGGAAUCAACAUUAUUACCAUUCAUUCAACUUCUUUUUUCAAAUACACAAGAUGGACAUAUGCCGCUGGGCCUUUUGAAAAACAAUACAAGGAGCCCUUCUGUUAAACCUGUACCCAACAAUUCAACUAAAAAAAACAAAUUGAGGGAACUCCAUUUUGUGGAAAAUUUGUUAGAUGCAGAAACUCAAGAAAAAAUUGAUGAGGUUAAAAAGGAAGAAAAACCUGCCACGUGUACGCGUUGCAACCUUUUAAGUGCCAUGUUUACACGCUACAUCUUUCAAAAGAAAUUAGAAACUGCCCAACCACAGAAAGACAGCCUAGCAAAGAUUGAGAGUACAGAGGAAAAGCUGGUGAGAGUGAACAAGGUCCUAAGGGGCAUACAGAAAAUGCACCUCAAAGCAGUGGGAGAUGAGAGCGUCAGGAGGAAACAGAAUGCCCAGCCAUCUGUGGCGAACACUGCCAAAGAAUGAAAGCUCAGGAGGCCAUCCCCAAGAAAGCUGAAACAGCUCCUCAUGGUGCAGAGGCCCAGGAAGCUGGUGGGAAAGUCCUCCGAUGCAGAGUCUUCAUUCAUAAAGGAACACAAGGCCGCAGGCUCCUCUCCCCUCAAACCGUACUUCAAGGGCAGGCCUUGUGCCUCCAUCCCGCCAAAAUCCCCAUCUGAGGUUAAAAGCAAAUCAAAAGACUUAUCCAACGCUAUUCAUGUUUUCGAAGAUGCAAAGGCAAGAGUUAGAAAUAUUAAGGACUUCGAGUUAAUCUCACAUUCUGGAAAAAAAUACAUCUUCCAUAAAAUUAGGUCUCAUCGGGUCCACAGAAAACCCAAAAAAAAAGGGAGUUGAAAGUUCAGAAAGAAAAGUUCACUUGAUAGAGUGAUGCUUGCAAGCCCUCCGUUCUCUGUCGUGAGGAGUCUCAUAAAUUCCCCUCCACGAGAGGCUGUUUCAUCUUCAGGAGAAGUGACUUCUCAGGAAAAUCCUUUUCCAGAAUUAUUUUCUCUUUCAGACCCUUCUGCAGAAAACACUACUUCAGAAAACAAUACUGCACAAAAUGUUUCUGAAGCAAUUAUUUCUACAGGAAACGCUACUCUGCCAGGAGGAACCAGCCCUGGAAACACUAGCCAUAGGAACGUCUCCACUGCACAUUCUACUGUUGCUGCAGACAACAGUAUGCCAGCUGUUCAACACAGCAACAAAACACAAUGGGAGCACCACAACAUGGUCACUGAAUUAUCCUCUAAGCCCACAGGCUUCACUUUCCCAGGGCUCGCAUCCCCGGGUGAUCAAGUUGAAACUCAGCUAAACGAGCAGCUCUGGUCCCUCAUCCCCAACAAUGACGUGCAAAGGCUCAUUUCUCAUGUUAUCCAGACUUUGAAAAUAGACUGCUCGGACACCCACGUGCAGCUGGCCUGUGCCAACCUCAUCUCUAGAACAGGCCUCCUGAUGAAGCUUCUCAGCAAGCAGCAAGAAGUAAAUGUGUCCAAAGCGGAAUGGGAUAUGGACCAGUGGAAAGCUGACAACUCUAUCAGUGAGAGCACAGAAGCCCAGAGUGAGCAGAAAGAGCAGGAGCCAAGUGAGCUCACAAAAGGAGUUCCAGGUUAUGACUAUAACAACAAACUCAUCUUGGCAGUAUCUGUACCUGUAGUAGUGACGAUUUGUGUUAGAAUUCUCUGUCUCAUUGAGAUUUCUUCUCCUAGAAUUUCAAAAGAGGAAGAUAGAAAAAGAAGCAGAAGGAGGGCUUUUUCGGGAGAAGGCGGCCACUUUGGCUUAGGGGUAUGUAUAGGCCUCUCAGCGCCACACGCAAGGAACACAUGACCCAAAAGCUACACGACAGGGAGUCUUCUGCUGAGGAUGAGAUAUUUCUGCAUCCCAGCAGAGGCCCAGGCUCAGCAUGCAGAGCCCACUGAGGAGGUAGAACCACCUCCACUUCCGCAGGAGGCUCCAUCUCAGCCUUCAGAGGCCCCUGAGGAACUAGAAACUUCAAGUCCUCAGGAGGCCCUCGCCCGGCCUUUGGAGACACUUAAGGAGGUCACUAAAGAGGUUGAACCUUCUCCAGUCCAGCAGAAGACCCCACCUCAGCCUCCAGAGCUCCUUAAGGAAGUUGUAGCUCAGUCUCCAUUGUAUCCCGAGGUGACAGUUCCAGCACAGAGCAGGAUCAUGCUGAGCAUCCAACAUCCCCCAGGAUCAAGAGCAGUGGUUCUCAACCAGGGUGAGUUUGCACACAGAAAUCUUGGUUGCAAUUUACUCACAGAACUGAGCUUUGGAACGUUUCGGGCCUGGCAUGGAAUGCAGUUUUUACACAAGUUAAUUCUCAAUCGUAAUCCUUUGCCAACAGUUGAAGAUUCUGGUCUUUUUAAAGUGCCAGCAUUAAACUCUUUAGACAUGGGAACAGCACAAGUGUCACUUACCGCAAUGGAAAGCAUCCUCAUGAUGACCCUUGAAUUGGAAACACUGAUCUUACCCAGCCGUAGGGCCUGCUGCCUCUGCCAAUUUAAAAAUACUAUUGAGGUUGUCUGUGAGACAGUCAAGCUGCGUUGUGACAGUGAACGCCUGAGGGACGUCACACGUUGUGAUGAAGAAACAUCUAUAGAGAAUGCAGGAGGAUCGUUGAUGAAGGUGUUACAAGCCCAGAAGGAGAACAACAGCACCGAGCUGACUAUUGAGUCAGAGAGGACGUCCUCACCUAACAGUGCUGUCAGCUUGUCAGGCUUCAUGAAUGAGCAGCUGGACUUUAAUAAUAAAAGUGAUAUUAUCAGUACACUAAAUUACAUACUGCCUUAUAUCUCAGAGGGAAAUCUAGGAGAUGUGGAAUCAACAUUAUUACCAUUCAUUCAACUUCUUUUUUCAAAUACACAAGAUGGACAUAUGCCGCUGGGCCUUUUGAAAAACAAUACAAGGAGCCCUUCUGUUAAACCUGUACCCAACAAUUCAACUAAAAAAAACAAAUUGAGGGAACUCCAUUCUGUGGAAAAUUUGUUAGAUGCAGAAACUCAAGAAAAAAUUGAUGAGGUUAAAAAGGAAGAAAAACCUGCCACGUGUACGCGUUCCAACCUUUUAAGUGCCAUGUUUACACGCUACAUCUUUCAAAAGAAAUUAGAAACUGCCCAACCACAGAAAGACAGCCUAGCAAAGAUUGAGAGUACAGAGGAAAAGCUGGUGAGAGUGAACAAGGUCCUAAGGGGCAUACAGAAAAUGCACCUCAAAGCAGUGGGAGAUGAGAGCGUCAGGAGGAAACAGAAUGCCCAGCCAUCUGUGGCGAACACUGCCAAAGAAUGAAAGCUCAGGAGGCCAUCCCCAAGAAAGCUGAAACAGCUCCUCAUGGUGCAGAGGCCCAGGAAGCUGGUGGGAAAGUCCUCCGAUGCAGAGUCUUCAUUCAUAAAGGAACACAAGGCCGCAGGCUCCUCUCCCCUCAAACCGUACUUCAAGGGCAGGCCUUGUGCCUCCAUCCCGCCAAAAUCCCCAUCUGAGGUUAAAAGCAAAUCAAAAGACUUAUCCAACGCUAUUCAUGUUUUCGAAGAUGCAAAGGCAAGAGUUAGAAAUAUUAAGGACUUCGAAUUAAUCUCACAUUCUGGAAAAAAAUACAUCUUCCAUAAAAUUAGGUCUCAUCGGGUCCACAGAAAACCCAAAAAAAAAGGGAGUCGGAAGUUCAGAAAGAAAAGUUCACUUGAUAGAGUGAUGCUUGCAAGCCCUCCGUUCUCUGUCGUGAGGAGUCUCAUAAAUUCCCCUCCACGAGAGGCUGUUUCAUCUUCAGGAGAAGUGACUUCUCAGGAAAAUCCUUUUCCAGAAUUAUUUUCUCUUUCAGACCCUUCUUCAGAAAACACUACUUCAGAAAACAAUACUGCACAAAAUGUUUCUGAAGCAAUUAGUUCUACAGGAAACGCUACUCUGCCAGGAGGAACCGGCCCUGGAAACACUAGCCAUAGGAACGUCUCCACUGCACAUUCUACUGUCGCUGCAGACAACAGUAUGCCAGCUGUUCAACACAGCAACAAAACACAAUGGGAGCACCACAACAUGGUCACUGAAUUAUCCUCUAAGCCCACAGGCUUCACUUUCCCAGGGCUCGCAUCCCCGGGUGAUCAAGUUGAAACUCAGCUAAACCAGCAGCUCUGGUCCCUCAUCCCCAACAAUGACGUGCAAAGGCUCAUUUCUCAUGUUAUCCAGACUUUGAAAAUAGACUGCUCGGACACCCACGUGCAGCUGGCCUGUGCCAACCUCAUCUCUAGAACAGGCCUCCUGAUGAAGCUUCUCAGCAAGCAGCAAGAAGUAAAUGUGUCCAAAGCGGAAUGGGAUAUGGACCAGUGGAAAGCUGACAACUCUAUCAGUGAGAGCACAGAAGCCCAGAGUGAGCAGAAAGAGCAGGAGUCAAGUGAGCUCACAAAAGAAGUUCCAGGUUAUGACUAUAACAACAAACUCAUCUUGGCAGUAUCUGUACCUGUAGUAGUGACGAUUUGUGUUAGAAUUCUCUGUCUCAUUGAGAUUUCUUCUCCUAGAAUUGCAAAAGAGGAAGAUAGAAAAAGAAGCAGAAGGAGGGCUUUUUCGGGAGAAGGCGGCCACUUUGGCUUAGGGGUAUGUAUAGGCCUCUCAGCGCCACACGCAAGGAACACAUGACCCAAAAGCUACACGACAGGGAGUCUUCUGCUGAGGAUGAGAUAUUUCUGCAUCCCAGCAGAGGCCCAGGCUCAGCAUGCAGAGCCCACUGUGGAGGUAGAACCACCUCCACUUCCGCAGGAGGCUCCAUCUCAGCCUUCAGAGGCCCCUGAGGAACUAGAAACUUCAAGUCCUCAGGAGGCCCUCGCCCGGCCUUUGGAGACACUUAAGGAGGUCACUAAAGAGGUUGAACCUUCUCCAGUCCAGCAGAAGACCCCACCUCAGCCUCCAGAGCUCCUUAAGGAAGUUGUAGCUCAGUCUCCAUUGUAUCCCGAGGUGACAGUUCCAGCACAGAGCAGGAUCAUGCUGAGCAUCCAACAUCCCCCAGGAUCAAGAGCAGUGGUUCUCAACCAGGGUGAGUUUGCACACAGAAAUCUUGGUUGCAAUUUACUCACAGAACUGAGCUUUGGAACGUUUCAGGCCUGGCAUGGAAUGCAGUUUUUACACAAGUUAAUUCUCAAUCGUAAUCCUUUGCCAACAGUUGAAGAUUCUUGUCUUUUUAAAGUGCCAGCAUUAAACUCUUUAGACAUGGGAACAGCACAAGUGUCACUUACCGCAAUGGAAAGCAUCCUCAUGAUGACCCUUGAAUUGGAAACACUGAUCUUACCCAGCCGUAGGGCCUGCUGCCUCUGCCAAUUUAAAAAUACUAUUGAGGUUGUCUGUGAGACAGUCAAGCUGCGUUGUGACAGUGAACGCCUGAGGGACGUCACACGUUGUGAUGAAGAAACAUCUAUAGAGAAUGCAGGAGGAUCGUUGAUGAAGGUGUUACAAGCCCAGAAGGAGAACAACAGCACCGAGCUGACUAUUGAGUCAGAGAGGACGUCCUCACCUAACAGUGCUGUCAGCUUGUCAGGCUUCAUGAAUGAGCAGCUGGACUUUAAUAAUAAAAGUGAUAUUAUCAGUACACUAAAUUACAUACUGCCUUAUAUCUCAGAGGGAAAUCUACGAGAUGUGGAAUCAACAUUAUUACCAUUCAUUCAACUUCUUUUUUCAAAUACACAAGAUGGACAUAUGCCGCUGGGCCUUUUGAAAAACAAUACAAGGAGCCCUUCUGUUAAACCUGUACCCAACAAUUCAACUAAAAAAAACAAAUUGAGGGAACUCCAUUCUGUGGAAAAUUUGUUAGAUGCAGAAACUCAAGAAAAAAUUGAUGAGGUUAAAAAGGAAGAAAAACCUGCCACGUGUACGCGUUCCAACCUUUUAAGUGCCAUGUUUACACGCUACAUCUUUCAAAAGAAAUUAGAAACUGCCCAACCACAGAAAGACAGCCUAGCAAAGAUUGAGAGUACAGAGGAAAAGCUGGUGAGAGUGAACAAGGUCCUAAGGGGCAUACAGAAAAUGCACCUCAAAGCAGUGGGAGAUGAGAGCGUCAGGAGGAAACAGAAUGCCCAGCCAUCUGUGGCGAACACUGCCAAAGAAUGAAAGCUCAGGAGGCCAUCCCCAAGAAAGCUGAAACAGCUCCUCAUGGUGCAGAGGCCCAGGAAGCUGGUGGGAAAGUCCUCCGAUGCAGAGUCUUCAUUCAUAAAGGAACACAAGGCCGCAGGCUCCUCUCCCCUCAAACCGUACUUCAAGGGCAGGCCUUGUGCCUCCAUCCCGCCAAAAUCCCCAUCUGAGGUUAAAAGCAAAUCAAAAGACUUAUCCAACGCUAUUCAUGUUUUCGAAGAUGCAAAGGCAAGAGUUAGAAAUAUUAAGGACUUCGAAUUAAUCUCACAUUCUGGAAAAAAAUACAUCUUCCAUAAAAUUAGGUCUCAUCGGGUCCACAGAAAACCCAAAAAAAAAGGGAGUCGGAAGUUCAGAAAGAAAAGUUCACUUGAUAGAGUGAUGCUUGCAAGCCCUCCGUUCUCUGUCGUGAGGAGUCUCAUAAAUUCCCCUCCACGAGAGGCUGUUUCAUCUUCAGGAGAAGUGACUUCUCAGGAAAAUCCUUUUCCAGAAUUAUUUUCUCUUUCAGACCCUUCUUCAGAAAACACUACUUCAGAAAACAAUACUGCACAAAAUGUUUCUGAAGCAAUUAGUUCUACAGGAAACGCUACUCUGCCAGGAGGAACCGGCCCUGGAAACACUAGCCAUAGGAACGUCUCCACUGCACAUUCUACUGUCGCUGCAGACAACAGUAUGCCAGCUGUUCAACACAGCAACAAAACACAAUGGGAGCACCACAACAUGGUCACUGAAUUAUCCUCUAAGCCCACAGGCUUCACUUUCCCAGGGCUCGCAUCCCCGGGUGAUCAAGUUGAAACUCAGCUAAACCAGCAGCUCUGGUCCCUCAUCCCCAACAAUGACGUGCAAAGGCUCAUUUCUCAUGUUAUCCAGACUUUGAAAAUAGACUGCUCGGACACCCACGUGCAGCUGGCCUGUGCCAACCUCAUCUCUAGAACAGGCCUCCUGAUGAAGCUUCUCAGCAAGCAGCAAGAAGUAAAUGUGUCCAAAGCGGAAUGGGAUAUGGACCAGUGGAAAGCUGACAACUCUAUCAGUGAGAGCACAGGAGCCCAGAGUGAGCAGAAAGAGCAGGAGUCAAGUGAGCUCACAAAAGAAGUUCCAGGUUAUGACUAUAACAACAAACUCAUCUUGGCAGUAUCUGUACCUGUAGUAGUGACGAUUUGUGUUAGAAUUCUCUGUCUCACUGAGAUUUCUUCUCCUAGAAUUGCAAAAGAGGAAGAUAGAAAAAGAAGCAGAAGGAGGGCUUUUUCGGGAGAAGGCGGCCACUUUGGCUUAGGGGUAUGUAUAGGCCUCUCAGCGCCACACGCAAGGAACACAUGACCCAAAAGCUACACGACAGGGAGUCUUCUGCUGAGGAUGAGAUAUUUCUGCAUCCCAGCAGAGGCCCAGGCUCAGCAUGCAGAGCCCACUGUGGAGGUAGAACCACCUCCACUUCCGCAGGAGGCUCCAUCUCAGCCUUCAGAGGCCCCUGAGGAACUAGAAACUUCAAGUCCUCAGGAGGCCCUCGCCCGGCCUUUGGAGACACUUAAGGAGGUCACUAAAGAGGUUGAACCUUCUCCAGUCCAGCAGAAGACCCCACCUCAGCCUCCAGAGCUCCUUAAGGAAGUUGUAGCUCAGUCUCCAUUGUAUCCCGAGGUGACAGUUCCAGCACAGAGCAGGAUCAUGCUGAGCAUCCAACAUCCCCCAGGAUCAAGAGCAGUGGUUCUCAACCAGGGUGAGUUUGCACACAGAAAUCUUGGUUGCAAUUUACUCACAGAACUGAGCUUUGGAACGUUUCAGGCCUGGCAUGGAAUGCAGUUUUUACACAAGUUAAUUCUCAAUCGUAAUCCUUUGCCAACAGUUGAAGAUUCUUGUCUUUUUAAAGUGCCAGCAUUAAACUCUUUAGACAUGGGAACAGCACAAGUGUCACUUACCGCAAUGGAAAGCAUCCUCAUGAUGACCCUUGAAUUGGAAACACUGAUCUUACCCAGCCGUAGGGCCUGCUGCCUCUGCCAAUUUAAAAAUACUAUUGAGGUUGUCUGUGAGACAGUCAAGCUGCGUUGUGACAGUGAACGCCUGAGGGACGUCACACGUUGUGAUGAAGAAACAUCUAUAGAGAAUGCAGGAGGAUCGUUGAUGAAGGUGUUACAAGCCCAGAAGGAGAACAACAGCACCGAGCUGACUAUUGAGUCAGAGAGGACGUCCUCACCUAACAGUGCUGUCAGCUUGUCAGGCUUCAUGAAUGAGCAGCUGGACUUUAAUAAUAAAAGUGAUAUUAUCAGUACACUAAAUUACAUACUGCCUUAUAUCUCAGAGGGAAAUCUAGGAGAUGUGGAAUCAACAUUAUUACCAUUCAUUCAACUUCUUUUUUCAAAUACACAAGAUGGACAUAUGCCGCUGGGCCUUUUGAAAAACAAUACAAGGAGCCCUUCUGUUAAACCUGUACCCAACAAUUCAACUAAAAAAAACAAAUUGAGGGAACUCCAUUCUGUGGAAAAUUUGUUAGAUGCAGAAACUCAAGAAAAAAUUGAUGAGGUUAAAAAGGAAGAAAAACCUGCCACGUGUACGCGUUCCAACCUUUUAAGUGCCAUGUUUACACGCUACAUCUUUCAAAAGAAAUUAGAAACUGCCCAACCACAGAAAGACAGCCUAGCAAAGAUUGAGAGUACAGAGGAAAAGCUGGUGAGAGUGAACAAGGUCCUCAAGGGGCCAAGGGGCAUACAGAAAAUGCACCUCAAAGCAGUGGGAGAUGAGAGCGUCAGGAGGAAACAGAAUGCCCAGCCAUCUGUGGCGAACACUGCCAAAGAAUGAAAGCUCAGGAGGCCAUCCCCAAGAAAGCUGAAACAGCUCCUCAUGGUGCAGAGGCCCAGGAAGCUGGUGGGAAAGUCCUCCGAUGCAGAGUCUUCAUUCAUAAAGGAACACAAGGCCGCAGGCUCCUCUCCCCUCAAACCGUACUUCAAGGGCAGGCCUUGUGCCUCCAUCCCGCCAAAAUCCCCAUCUGAGGUUAAAAGCAAAUCAAAAGACUUAUCCAACGCUAUUCAUGUUUUCGAAGAUGCAAAGGCAAGAGUUAGAAAUAUUAAGGACUUCGAAUUAAUCUCACAUUCUGGAAAAAAAUACAUCUUCCAUAAAAUUAGGUCUCAUCGGGUCCACAGAAAACCCAAAAAAAAAGGGAGUCGAAAGUUCAGAAAGAAAAGUUCACUUGAUAGAGUGAUGCUUGCAAGCCCUCCGUUCUCUGUCGUGAGGAGUCUCAUAAAUUCCCCUCCACGAGAGGCUGUUUCAUCUUCAGGAGAAGUGACUUCUCAGGAAAAUCCUUUUCCAGAAUUAUUUUCUCUUUCAGACCCUUCUGCAGAAAACACUACUUCAGAAAACAAUACUGCACAAAAUGUUUCUGAAGCAAUUAGUUCUACAGGAAACGCUACUCUGCCAGGAGGAACCGGCCCUGGAAACACUAGCCAUAGGAACGUCUCCACUGCACAUUCUACUGUCGCUGCAGACAACAGUAUGCCAGCUGUUCAACACAGCAACAAAACACAAUGGGAGCACCACAACAUGGUCACUGAAUUAUCCUCUAAGCCCACAGGCUUCACUUUCCCAGGGCUCGCAUCCCCGGGUGAUCAAGUUGAAACUCAGCUAAACCAGCAGCUCUGGUCCCUCAUCCCCAACAAUGACGUGCAAAGGCUCAUUUCUCAUGUUAUCCAGACUUUGAAAAUAGACUGCUCGGACACCCACGUGCAGCUGGCCUGUGCCAACCUCAUCUCUAGAACAGGCCUCCUGAUGAAGCUUCUCAGCAAGCAGCAAGAAGUAAAUGUGUCCAAAGCGGAAUGGGAUAUGGACCAGUGGAAAGCUGACAACUCUAUCAGUGAGAGCACAGAAGCCCAGAGUGAGCAGAAAGAGCAGGAGUCAAGUGAGCUCACAAAAGAAGUUCCAGGUUAUGACUAUAACAACAAACUCAUCUUGGCAGUAUCUGUACCUGUAGUAGUGACGAUUUGUGUUAGAAUUCUCUGUCUCAUUGAGAUUUCUUCUCCUAGAAUUUCAAAAGAGGAAGAUAGAAAAAGAAGCAGAAGGAGGGCUUUUUCGGGAGAAGGCGGCCACUUUGGCUUAGGGGUAUGUAUAGGCCUCUCAGCGCCACACGCAAGGAACACAUGACCCAAAAGCUACACGACAGGGAGUCUUCUGCUGAGGAUGAGAUAUUUCUGCAUCCCAGCAGAGGCCCAGGCUCAGCAUGCAGAGCCCACUGUGGAGGUAGAACCACCUCCACUUCCGCAGGAGGCUCCAUCUCAGCCUUCAGAGGCCCCUGAGGAACUAGAAACUUCAAGUCCUCAGGAGGCCCUCGCCCGGCCUUUGGAGACACUUAAGGAGGUCACUAAAGAGGUUGAACCUUCUCCAGUCCAGCAGAAGACCCCACCUCAGCCUCCAGAGCUCCUUAAGGAAGUUGUAGCUCAGUCUCCAUUGUAUCCCGAGGUGACAGUUCCAGCACAGAGCAGGAUCAUGCUGAGCAUCCAACAUCCCCCAGGAUCAAGAGCAGUGGUUCUCAACCAGGGUGAGUUUGCACACAGAAAUCUUGGUUGCAAUUUACUCACAGAACUGAGCUUUGGAACGUUUCAGGCCUGGCAUGGAAUGCAGUUUUUACACAAGUUAAUUCUCAAUCGUAAUCCUUUGCCAACAGUUGAAGAUUCUUGUCUUUUUAAAGUGCCAGCAUUAAACUCUUUAGACAUGGGAACAGCACAAGUGUCACUUACCGCAAUGGAAAGCAUCCUCAUGAUGACCCUUGAAUUGGAAACACUGAUCUUACCCAGCCGUAGGGCCUGCUGCCUCUGCCAAUUUAAAAAUACUAUUGAGGUUGUCUGUGAGACAGUCAAGCUGCGUUGUGACAGUGAACGCCUGAGGGACGUCACACGUUGUGAUGAAGAAACAUCUAUAGAGAAUGCAGGAGGAUCGUUGAUGAAGGUGUUACAAGCCCAGAAGGAGAACAACAGCACCGAGCUGACUAUUGAGUCAGAGAGGACGUCCUCACCUAACAGUGCUGUCAGCUUGUCAGGCUUCAUGAAUGAGCAGCUGGACUUUAAUAAUAAAAGUGAUAUUAUCAGUACACUAAAUUACAUACUGCCUUAUAUCUCAGAGGGAAAUCUAGGAGAUGUGGAAUCAACAUUAUUACCAUUCAUUCAACUUCUUUUUUCAAAUACACAAGAUGGACAUAUGCCGCUGGGCCUUUUGAAAAACAAUACAAGGAGCCCUUCUGUUAAACCUGUACCCAACAAUUCAACUAAAAAAAACAAAUUGAGGGAACUCCAUUCUGUGGAAAAUUUGUUAGAUGCAGAAACUCAAGAAAAAAUUGAUGAGGUUAAAAAGGAAGAAAAACCUGCCACGUGUACGCGUUGCAACCUUUUAAGUGCCAUGUUUACACGCUACAUCUUUCAAAAGAAAUUAGAAACUGCCCAACCACAGACAGACAGCCUAGCAAAGAUUGAGAGUACAGAGGAAAAGCUGGUGAGAGUGAACAAGGCCCUAAGGGGCAUACAGAAAAUGCACCUCAAAGCAGUGGGAGAUGAGAGCGUCAGGAGGAAACAGAAUGCCCAGCCAUCUGUGGCGAACACUGCCAAAGAAUGAAAGCUCAGGAGGCCAUCCCCAAGAAAGCUGAAACAGCUCCUCAUGGUGCAGAGGCCCAGGAAGCUGGUGGGAAAGUCCUCCGAUGCAGAGUCUUCAUUCAUAAAGGAACACAAGGCCGCAGGCUCCUCUCCCCUCAAACCGUACUUCAAGGGCAGGCCUUGUGCCUCCAUCCCGCCAAAAUCCCCAUCUGAGGUUAAAAGAAAAUCAAAAGACUUAUCCAACGCUAUUCAUGUUUUCGAAGAUGCAAAGGCAAGAGUUAGAAAUAUUAAGGACUUCGAAUUAAUCUCACAUUCUGGAAAAAAAAAAUACAUCUUCCAUAAAAUUAGGUCUCAUCGGGUCCACAGAAAACCCAAAAAAAAAGGGAGUCGAAAGUUCAGAAAGAAAAGUUCACUUGAUAGAGUGAUGCUUGCAAGCCCUCCGUUCUCUGUCGUGAGGAGUCUCAUAAAUUCCCCUCCACGAGAGGCUGUUUCAUCUUCAGGAGAAGUGACUUCUCAGGAAAAUCCUUUUCCAGAAUUAUUUUCUCUUUCAGACCCUUCUGCAGAAAACACUACUUCAGAAAACAAUACUGCACAAAAUGUUUCUGAAGCAAUUAUUUCUACAGGAAACGCUACUCUGCCAGGAGGAACCGGCCCUGGAAACACUAGCCAUAGGAACGUCUCCACUGCACAUUCUACUGUCGCUGCAGACAACAGUAUGCCAGCUGUUCAACACAGCAACAAAACACAAUGGGAGCACCACAACAUGGUCACUGAAUUAUCCUCUAAGCCCACAGGCUUCACUUUCCCAGGGCUCGCAUCCCCGGGUGAUCAAGUUGAAACUCAGCUAAACCAGCAGCUCUGGUCCCUCAUCCCCAACAAUGACGUGCAAAGGCUCAUUUCUCAUGUUAUCCAGACUUUGAAAAUAGACUGCUCGGACACCCACGUGCAGCUGGCCUGUGCCAACCUCAUCUCUAGAACAGGCCUCCUGAUGAAGCUUCUCAGCAAGCAGCAAGAAGUAAAUGUGUCCAAAGCGGAAUGGGAUAUGGACCAGUGGAAAGCUGACAACUCUAUCACUGAGAGCACAGAAGCCCAGAGUGAGCAGAAAGAGCAGGAGUCAAGUGAGCUCACAAAAGAAGUUCCAGGUUAUGACUAUAGCAACAAACUCAUCUUGGCAGUAUCUGUACCUGUAGUAGUGACGAUUUGUGUUAGAAUUCUCUGUCUCACUGAGAUUUCUUCUCCUAGAAUUGCAAAAGAGGAAGAUAGAAAAAGAAGCAGAAGGAGGGCUUUUUCGGGAGAAGGCGGCCACUUUGGCUUAGGGGUAUGUAUAGGCCUCUCAGCGCCACACGCAAGGAACACAUGACCCAAAAGCUACACGACAGGGAGUCUUCUGCUGAGGAUGAGAUAUUUCUGCAUCCCAGCAGAGGCCCAGGCUCAGCAUGCAGAGCCCACUGUGGAGGUAGAACCACCUCCACUUCCGCAGGAGGCUCCAUCUCAGCCUUCAGAGGCCCCUGAGGAACUAGAAACUUCAAGUCCUCAGGAGGCCCUCGCCCGGCCUUUGGAGACACUUAAGGAGGUCACUAAAGAGGUUGAACCUUCUCCAGUCCAGCAGAAGACCCCACCUCAGCCUCCAGAGCUCCUUAAGGAAGUUGUAGCUCAGUCUCCAUUGUAUCCCGAGGUGACAGUUCCAGCACAGAGCAGGAUCAUGCUGAGCAUCCAACAUCCCCCAGGAUCAAGAGCAGUGGUUCUCAACCAGGGUGAGUUUGCACACAGAAAUCUUGGUUGCAAUUUACUCACAGAACUGAGCUUUGGAACGUUUCAGGCCUGGCAUGGAAUGCAGUUUUUACACAAGUUAAUUCUCAAUCGUAAUCCUUUGCCAACAGUUGAAGAUUCUGGUCUUUUUAAAGUGCCAGCGUUAAACUCUUUAGACAUGGGAACAGCACAAGUGUCACUUACCGCAAUGGAAAGCAUCCUCAUGAUGACCCUUGAAUUGGAAACACUGAUCUUACCCAGCCAUAGGGCCUGCUGCCUCUGCCAAUUUAAAAAUACUAUUGAGGUUGUCUGUGAGACAGUCAAGCUGCGUUGUGACAGUGAACGCCUGAGGGACGUCACACGUUGUGAUGAAGAAACAUCUAUAGAGAAUGCAGGAGGAUCGUUGAUGAAGGUGUUACAAGCCCAGAAGACGAACAACAGCACCGAGCUGACUAUUGAGUCAGAGAGGAUGUCCUCACCUAACAGUGCUGUCAGCUUGUCAGGCUUCAUGAAUGAGCAGCUGGACUUUAAUAAUAAAAGUGAUAUUAUCAGUACACUAAAUUACAUACUGCCUUAUAUCUCAGAGGGAAAUCUAGGAGAUGUGGAAUCAACAUUAUUACCAUUCAUUCAACUUCUUUUUUCAAAUACACAAGAUGGACAUAUGCCGCUGGGCCGUUUGAAAAACAAUACAAGGAGCCCUUCUGUUAAACCUGUACCCAACAAUUCAACUAAAAAAAACAAAUUGAGGGAACUCCAUUCUGUGGAAAAUUUGUUAGAUGCAGAAACUCAAGAAAAAAUUGAUGAGGUUAAAAAGGAAGAAAAACCUGCCACGUGUACGCGUUCCAACCUUUUAAGUGCCAUGUUUACACGCUACAUCUUUCAAAAGAAAUUAGAAACUGCCCAACCACAGAAAGACAGCCUAGCAAAGAUUGAGAGUACAGAGGAAAAGCUGGUGAGAGUGAACAAGGUCCUAAGGGGCAUACAGAAAAUGCACCUCAAAGCAGUGGGAGAUGAGAGCGUCAGGAGGAAACAGAAUGCCCAGCCAUCUGUGGCGAACACUGCCAAAGAAUGAAAGCUCAGGAGGCCAUCCCCAAGAAAGCUGAAACAGCUCCUCAUGGUGCAGAGGCCCAGGAAGCUGGUGGGAAAGUCCUCCGAUGCAGAGUCUUCAUUCAUAAAGGAACACAAGGCCGCAGGCUCCUCUCCCCUCAAACCGUACUUCAAGGGCAGGCCUUGUGCCUCCAUCCCGCCAAAAUCCCCAUCUGAGGUUAAAAGCAAAUCAAAAGACUUAUCCAACGCUAUUCAUGUUUUCGAAGAUGCAAAGGCAAGAGUUAGAAAUAUUAAGGACUUCGAAUUAAUCUCACAUUCUGGAAAAAAAUACAUCUUCCAUAAAAUUAGGUCUCAUCGGGUCCACAGAAAACCCAAAAAAAAAGGGAGUCGAAAGUUCAGAAAGAAAAGUUCACUUGAUAGAGUGAUGCUUGCAAGCCCUCCGUUCUCUGUCGUGAGGAGUCUCAUAAAUUCCCCUCCACGAGAGGCUGUUUCAUCUUCAGGAGAAGUGACUUCUCAGGAAAAUCCUUUUCCAGAAUUAUUUUCUCUUUCAGACCCUUCUGCAGAAAACACUACUUCAGAAAACAAUACUGCACAAAAUGUUUCUGAAGCAAUUAGUUCUACAGGAAACGCUACUCUGCCAGGAGGAACCGGCCCUGGAAACACUAGCCAUAGGAACGUCUCCACUGCACAUUCUACUGUCGCUGCAGACAACAGUAUGCCAGCUGUUCAACACAGCAACAAAACACAAUGGGAGCACCACAACAUGGUCACUGAAUUAUCCUCUAAGCCCACAGGCUUCACUUUCCCAGGGCUCGCAUCCCCGGGUGAUCAAGUUGAAACUCAGCUAAACCAGCAGCUCUGGUCCCUCAUCCCCAACAAUGACGUGCAAAGGCUCAUUUCUCAUGUUAUCCAGACUUUGAAAAUAGACUGCUCGGACACCCACGUGCAGCUGGCCUGUGCCAACCUCAUCUCUAGAACAGGCCUCCUGAUGAAGCUUCUCAGCAAGCAGCAAGAAGUAAAUGUGUCCAAAGCGGAAUGGGAUAUGGACCAGUGGAAAGCUGACAACUCUAUCAGUGAGAGCACAGAAGCCCAGAGUGAGCAGAAAGAGCAGGAGUCAAGUGAGCUCACAAAAGAAGUUCCAGGUUAUGACUAUAACAACAAACUCAUCUUGGCAGUAUCUGUACCUGUAGUAGUGACGAUUUGUGUUAGAAUUCUCUGUCUCAUUGAGAUUUCUUCUCCUAGAAUUUCAAAAGAGGAAGAUAGAAAAAGAAGCAGAAGGAGGGCUUUUUCGGGAGAAGGCGGCCACUUUGGCUUAGGGGUAUGUAUAGGCCUCUCAGCGCCACACGCAAGGAACACAUGACCCAAAAGCUACACGACAGGGAGUCUUCUGCUGAGGAUGAGAUAUUUCUGCAUCCCAGCAGAGGCCCAGGCUCAGCAUGCAGAGCCCACUGUGGAGGUAGAACCACCUCCACUUCCGCAGGAGGCUCCAUCUCAGCCUUCAGAGGCCCCUGAGGAACUAGAAACUUCAAGUCCUCAGGAGGCCCUCGCCCGGCCUUUGGAGACACUUAAGGAGGUCACUAAAGAGGUUGAACCUUCUCCAGUCCAGCAGAAGACCCCACCUCAGCCUCCAGAGCUCCUUAAGGAAGUUGUAGCUCAGUCUCCAUUGUAUCCCGAGGUGACAGUUCCAGCACAGAGCAGGAUCAUGCUGAGCAUCCAACAUCCCCCAGGAUCAAGAGCAGUGGUUCUCAACCAGGGUGAGUUUGCACACAGAAAUCUUGGUUGCAAUUUACUCACAGAACUGAGCUUUGGAACGUUUCAGGCCUGGCAUGGAAUGCAGUUUUUACACAAGUUAAUUCUCAAUCGUAAUCCUUUGCCAACAGUUGAAGAUUCUUGUCUUUUUAAAGUGCCAGCAUUAAACUCUUUAGACAUGGGAACAGCACAAGUGUCACUUACCGCAAUGGAAAGCAUCCUCAUGAUGACCCUUGAAUUGGAAACACUGAUCUUACCCAGCCGUAGGGCCUGCUGCCUCUGCCAAUUUAAAAAUACUAUUGAGGUUGUCUGUGAGACAGUCAAGCUGCGUUGUGACAGUGAACGCCUGAGGGACGUCACACGUUGUGAUGAAGAAACAUCUAUAGAGAAUGCAGGAGGAUCGUUGAUGAAGGUGUUACAAGCCCAGAAGGAGAACAACAGCACCGAGCUGACUAUUGAGUCAGAGAGGACGUCCUCACCUAACAGUGCUGUCAGCUUGUCAGGCUUCAUGAAUGAGCAGCUGGACUUUAAUAAUAAAAGUGAUAUUAUCAGUACACUAAAUUACAUACUGCCUUAUAUCUCAGAGGGAAAUCUAGGAGAUGUGGAAUCAACAUUAUUACCAUUCAUUCAACUUCUUUUUUCAAAUACACAAGAUGGACAUAUGCCGCUGGGCCUUUUGAAAAACAAUACAAGGAGCCCUUCUGUUAAACCUGUACCCAACAAUUCAACUAAAAAAAACAAAUUGAGGGAACUCCAUUCUGUGGAAAAUUUGUUAGAUGCAGAAACUCAAGAAAAAAUUGAUGAGGUUAAAAAGGAAGAAAAACCUGCCACGUGUACGCGUUGCAACCUUUUAAGUGCCAUGUUUACACGCUACAUCUUUCAAAAGAAAUUAGAAACUGCCCAACCACAGACAGACAGCCUAGCAAAGAUUGAGAGUACAGAGGAAAAGCUGUUCAGAAAGAAAAGUUCACUUGAUAGAGUGAUGCUUGCAAGCCCUCCGUUCUCUGUCGUGAGGAGUCUCAUAAAUUCCCCUCCACGAGAGGCUGUUUCAUCUUCAGGAGAAGUGACUUCUCAGGAAAAUCCUUUUCCAGAAUUAUUUUCUCUUUCAGACCCUUCUGCAGAAAACACUACUUCAGAAAACAAUACUGCACAAAAUGUUUCUGAAGGAAUUAUUUCUACAGGAAACGCUACUCUGCCAGGAGGAACCGGCCCUGGAAACACUAGCCAUAGGAACGUCUCCACUGCACAUUCUACUGUCGCUGCAGACAACAGUAUGCCAGCUGUUCAACACAGCAACAAAACACAAUGGGAGCACCACAACAUGGUCACUGAAUUAUCCUCUAAGCCCACAGGCUUCACUUUCCCAGGGCUCGCAUCCCCGGGUGAUCAAGUUGAAACUCAGCUAAACCAGCAGCUCUGGUCCCUCAUCCCCAACAAUGACGUGCAAAGGCUCAUUUCUCAUGUUAUCCAGACUUUGAAAAUAGACUGCUCGGACACCCACGUGCAGCUGGCCUGUGCCAACCUCAUCUCUAGAACAGGCCUCCUGAUGAAGCUUCUCAGCAAGCAGCAAGAAGUAAAUGUGUCCAAAGCGGAAUGGGAUAUGGACCAGUGGAAAGCUGACAACUCUAUCACUGAGAGCACAGAAGCCCAGAGUGAGCAGAAAGAGCAGGAGUCAAGUGAGCUCACAAAAGAAGUUCCAGGUUAUGACUAUAGCAACAAACUCAUCUUGGCAGUAUCUGUACCUGUAGUAGUGACGAUUUGUGUUAGAAUUCUCUGUCUCACUGAGGUAAGGACAAUAAUUAAUUCAGAUUCAGAACCCAGAAACUGA